CAGUAGGGCCCCACCGCCGUCCAACUGAUGAGAGACGGAGAGGACUUGCGGGGUGUAGACCGGAAGUCGUGCUUCCCUUCAAUGCUCCGAUGCUUUCCCUCUCCUCCUAAUGCCGAUCUCUUCCAGAGGGUUUGCGUCGAUGAGCGGCGACUACGGAGGCGUCCUCUGCUUCCUCGCCCUCGCCCUCGCGUCGCCGCUCUCUGCUUCUCCCCUUCGUGGCGUCUCUCCGCGAGAUGAGAAGUACUUCAUGGGGCCGGUGAUAGCUUGCAGAGACGGCGCCGCAACUUUCCCUAGAGAUCGGCUAAACGAUGGCUUCUGUGAUUGCCCUGAUGGAACUGAUGAACCCGGCACUUCUGCUUGCCCAGAAAGUAAAUUUUACUGCAGAAACAUGGGAGAUGCACCUCGGUUCUUGUUCUCUUCACGAGUGAAUGAUCAUAUCUGCGAUUGUUGUGAUGGGAGUGAUGAAUAUGAGAGUGGAGCCCAGUGCCCAAACACAUGUCACAAAGAUACGAAUCCUUCUGAAAAUAGUACUGUCGCCGUGAAUCCAGAGUCCAACGAUUUGGACGAUCUUGAUACACAAAGUAGGAAUACUAGGAUUGAUCUCGAGAAUCUCAUUAAGAACAUUGGAGGAUUGAGGGCGGUUACUGCCAUGCAGAUGAUCGUCUGUGCAAUUGUUAUGGUUGCUUUUUGCUGCCACCACUAUCGAUACAAUCGGAUUCGAAGAAGAAAAUAUAUCUUGAGCAGGUAGAUAUUAGAAAUAGCUCUCUAAAUUUCACCAGCAAUCAAGCUUUUUUACAACGCUUAAACGACACCCACAUGAUAAUUGCAACUUUCUGGUGGAUAAGAACAUAAUGUAAAUUUAUUUAUUUUGGUUUGAUUGCAA
Messenger RNA from Zingiber officinale, 883 nucleotides. RefSeq names its product glucosidase 2 subunit beta-like. The record is from RefSeq and is a predicted model, not a curated record. The coding region runs from base 110 to 748 and encodes 212 amino acids. NCBI's taxonomy places the organism in Eukaryota, Viridiplantae, Streptophyta, Magnoliopsida, Zingiberales, Zingiberaceae. The transcript has 5 exons. Gene Ontology annotation, biological process: N-glycan processing. Gene Ontology annotation, cellular component: glucosidase II complex.